AUGACUCGUUACUUCUGCUGUGGAAGCUACUUCCCAGGCUAUCCCUGCUAUGGAACCAACUUCCGUGGAACCUACAGAGCCACUCCCCUGAACUGUGUGGUGCCUCUGGGCUCUCCUCUGCAGUACGGCUGCGGAUGCAAUGGCUACAGCUCCCUGGGCUUUGGCUUUGGUGGUAACAACUUCUACAACCAGAGCUCUUGCUAUGGUCGCAACUUUAUCAGGCCAUGGGGCUCUAACUCUGGUUUUGGCUACAGCACCUACUGA
Lepus europaeus (European hare) is the source of this 264-nucleotide messenger RNA. Its product is annotated as keratin-associated protein 7-1. Lineage: Eukaryota; Metazoa; Chordata; Mammalia; Lagomorpha; Leporidae. The coding region runs from base 1 to 264 and encodes 87 amino acids. The record is from RefSeq and is a predicted model, not a curated record. The transcript has a single exon.